GAAAAUAAAAACAAAAACGCGGUGCUGUUGAAUCACCACAGGGGGGCGCUGUUUCCGCCCUCUUCUUGCACAUCACAAUUCAUCUCCGGUUCGUUUUCCGCAUUGCCGCUGCAUCGUCAAACGCUGUAAACAUGGCGUCGGCCCUCGGUCGCCUCGUCAGGCUGUCUAUCCUCAGACCCCCCCGCAGAUCCCCGCUGACCCCCUCCAGUGUACCGGGGAACACCGUGACAGCGUGCCGGACGGCCGUGUGCUCGUCGUCCGGUGCUAUGCUCCCCAAACCCAGAAAGACCCCCUUCGGCCUUAUCCGGAUCGCCCUGAUAGUGGUACCCUUCUUGUAUGUGGGGACGCAGAUCAGCAAGAACUUUGCCGCCCUCCUGGAGGAGCACGACAUCUUCGUCCCCGAGGACGACGACGAUGAUGAUUGAGGGGGUCUGGAAAGCUUCAGGUUAGCAGAUUGUGUAUUGUGUGACGAUGACCACCGCCCAGCGUCAGUGAGCAUCUCAGCAGAUUAACACCUUGCCGGAGUUGCGUCUUUGUGCACUAGAUUCAGGGUUUUUGCUGCCCCGGGCUGAUCGUAUUGUACUGUAUUUGUCAUUCACUACUCACAUCUUACACAUCGAUACCAGAACACAAUGAUUUCAAUAAAAUUUAAUUUUCUAUCAA
Haplochromis burtoni (Burton's mouthbrooder) is the source of this 663-nucleotide messenger RNA. RefSeq names its product single-pass membrane protein with aspartate-rich tail 1b (gene smdt1b). The transcript is spliced from 3 exons. Bases 132 to 425 code for a protein of 97 amino acids. NCBI's taxonomy places the organism in Eukaryota, Metazoa, Chordata, Actinopteri, Cichliformes, Cichlidae. The record is from RefSeq and is a predicted model, not a curated record. Gene Ontology annotation, biological process: calcium import into the mitochondrion; mitochondrial calcium ion homeostasis. Gene Ontology annotation, cellular component: mitochondrial inner membrane; uniplex complex.